Molecule: messenger RNA, 1158 nt
Organism: Entamoeba invadens IP1
Lineage: Eukaryota; Evosea; Mastigamoebida; Endamoebidae
Exons: 1
Coding region: 1-1158 (385 amino acids)
Source: RefSeq, a predicted model, not a curated record
AUGUCAAUCAAAGAGCGUCUUGCAACACAACAAAUGAAAAUUAUUUUCCAGGGGUCAGCAGGACUUCAAGCACUCAAGACAGUACCAAACAAAAAGGCACUCAAAGAAACAGCCACAGAGUCCGUUUAUACCACUGAUAUUAUUGUUAAUGGCAUUCAAGAGGAUAUCAUAGUGGCAGGGAGUAAGGAAGACCUACCACCACCUCAAGAGUAUUAUCCACCAAAUGAAUAUAUGAAAUCUGAUUAUAACAUCUACGUUGUGCUUAUUGAUAGUAUCACAAAUGAACUUGGCAGAGACGACAUUUACCAUCUCACAAACUACAUCCGUAGUUUCAUACCCGCAAUUGAAGAAACAGACGAUUAUUACUUUGGAGAAUUUGAAUUUUUGCAUUUUUUGGUGCAGAAUUUGGUUGCAAUAGUCUUUUAUAACACCAACAAAUCCAACACCCAUUACAAUCCAAAAAUCGAAGAGAUGUUCCAUGGAAGGUGUCUCCACUUUGCAAUCGGUGACAUAGACAAAGAAAGCAUCAGUCGAAUAAUUCAAAAGACGAUCACUGCCAAACGAAGUGGCUUUGCAGGAAGAUAUUUUGGAGGAAAACCAGUCAUUUUGCUGUACGACGAAAAUGGCACAAAAGGCGAGUUGGACGUCUCACUCAAAUUUGAAGGAAUGGAAGUCACCGAAGUCUAUCCAAAGACAGAAAUAACAGAAAACACACUGAAUUGGACGGGAAGAUAUUUGGGAAGAGGGACAGAACCCUGUGUUUUAACAAUUAAAGACAAUGAUUUUGAAUACCUUUUCUGGGAAAGUCUCUUUGAUGUCAAAUUAGAAGGUUUUGAUGUCAAAGUAAAUGAUCUGAGUGAUGUCGACAAAUUGAUGGAAAAGCUUGGACUGAACGUAAAAGAAAGAAACGACUUUGUUGUGUAUUGGAUGAAGGAGAUGAAAAAGUUCCAAAAGAUGUUUGUCAGAAUAGUUGACAGAAAACAAUACGAAAAGUUGGUUCCACUGAACGUGAAAGGUUUCGACAACGUGAUGAGAAUAUUUGUUGGGUUUGGUGAGUGCCAAGAAGGAAACGAAUAUUUAAGUGUACAAGAAGUCGAAAGUGUUAAAAGACCACAAGGAAAGUAUGUUAUUGAAUGGGGUGCAACUCCCAUUCAAUGA